This is a messenger RNA of Glycine soja, 1792 nucleotides long. RefSeq lists its product as uncharacterized. The coding region runs from base 206 to 1627 and encodes 473 amino acids. The record is from RefSeq and is a predicted model, not a curated record. NCBI's taxonomy places the organism in Eukaryota, Viridiplantae, Streptophyta, Magnoliopsida, Fabales, Fabaceae. Gene Ontology annotation, molecular function: protein binding. The transcript has a single exon.
AAAAUGAUUUCAUUCUAAUUUUUUAAGAAUCAAACUCAAGUAAAUUUACAAGACUCUGACAGCAAGCAUGAUCUUUUCUAAAAUAGUAAAAUGACUUUAGAGUUUAGAGUAGGUCACAUUAUUAAAUUAAAAAAUAAUAAGCCAUGAGAAAAGGAGGCAUCCCUAGUCUUCUCACUCUUACUCAUUUCCACAUCUCUGACAGAAAAUGGAGAACUAUCAGUACCCGGCGUCGUACCCUGACUCCGGCGAGUCGUCGCCGCGCUCCCGCGAGAUCGACUUCGAGAACCCGCCGCCGUGGGACGAGCAGCAGAACCAAAACUACAAGGCCAAGUUCAUGUGCAGCUACGGCGGCAAGAUCCAGCCCCGCACCCACGACAACCAGCUCUCCUACGUCGGCGGCGACACCAAGAUCCUCGCCGUCGACCGCUCCGUCAAGUUCCCCGCCUUCCUCUCCAAGCUCGCCGCCGUCUGCGACUCCGCCCCGCAGGACCUCACCUUCAAGUACCAGCUCCCCGGUGAGGACCUCGACGCCCUCAUCUCCGUCACCAACGACGACGACCUCGAACACAUGAUGCACGAGUACGACAGACUCUAUCGCCCUAACCUAAAACCUGUUAGAAUGAGACUCUUCCUCUUCACGCUCUCUAGUUCAAAUCCUAAUUCCUCUUUCUCCUCCGAACGCGACCAUUUCGUCGAGGCUCUUAAUUCGGGUCCGAUUCCUUCUCAACCCGACCCGAUCAAAACCCCGCCCGUUACGCCUUCUAAUGUUGACUAUCUCUUCGGUCUCGAUAAAGCCGUUGCUCCUCCUCCAAAUCUUCCUCCGAACUUCGCAGCGGUUAAAUUCCACGAUCCGGUGCCGGAGCCUGUCGCGCCGCCGGUAGAGUAUCAAUCGAGAGGCUCCGAUCGGGUUGUUGGAUCGGAUCCGAAUGUGAAUCCGAUUGAAAUUCAGAGACAGUUGCAGCAGGAGAUGGAGCGAUUGCAGAUUGCGGAGAAUGAAUAUCGUAGAAGGAGUGAGGAUGGAUUUGCAGCCGGUUAUGCUGCUGCUGCUGCUGCCGGAGGGGAUUAUUAUAUGCAGAAGGUGCAGGAGAAGGUUCCGCCGCAGAAUGCGGCGGCGUACUGGUCGGAGAAGCAGUUUUCCGGGGAGGGAUAUCAGACGACGGUGACGACGGCUCCAGGAGGAGGUGACCAGCCGAUGUAUGUUAUGGCGCCGCCGGGGACGUUCUACCACGCGCCAGUGGUGCGGCCUCCGGCGGCGGCGCAGGGGUACUACGCCGUGCAGAGGAUGGGUUCCGAGGGCUACCGCGAGCAGCAGGCGGUUUACGGCGGCGUGGCGCCGUCGAAAGCGGCGUUUUCUUCGGCGGGGAUGGCUAAGGGGACGGCGUAUUCGGAGGGAUAUGGUGGCGGCGUGGUGAGGCCUGCGGGGGUGCCGGAUAAUGCGGCGUACGCGCAGGUGGCGUAUGAUAGCGCGAGUGGGAGGCAGGUUUACUAUACUGCGCAGGGAGGGAUGGUGCACGCGCCGCCGCCGCCGCAGUACCAAGGGGUUCCGCCUCAGGAAUUUAGGCCGGGUGGGGUUUCGGUGGGGCAAGAUGGUAAGGUGGUUAACAAGGUUAACCAAGGUUCUGCGUGAUUAAGAUUGUGAUUAUGUUAAUUCUGAAACAAAUAAUACACUAAAUAUGUUUUGCGUUUUUUUUUUUUUCUCUUCAUGGUUUAUAUAUAUACACUAAAUAUUACGAGUAUUGUUUGCUAAUAAUUUAUGGGUAGUGCUUAAACUUCCUUCUGUCUGCUGAUUAAA